AUGGUCCGCCCCAGAAUGCACCAGCCUUGCCUUGUCAUCCUGCCCUUUUUGCUGCUGCUAGCAUCAAUUGCCAAAGCCAUCAACCUUGAUCUCAACAGCCGCGAAUCCAUUCUCCAUGCCGCCAGCUUGACAGCCCUAGAUGUCCGACAACUCUACAAACCCACAGAUCCGGGAGGAAAGAUCGGCAAAUUCCCAUUCCCACCAUACUAUUGGUGGGAGUCUGGAGCUGCUUGGGGCGCCAUGAUUGAGUACUACCACUAUACAGGUGACAAGACCCAUCUGAAUACCACCCUGGAGGCCAUCCUUUCUCAGCUUGGUCCGAGGUAUGAUUUUGAGCUCGAGUCUGAACGUUUCGACGAGGGCAAUGAUGAUCAGGCCUUUUGGGUCUUUGCUGCCAUGUCAGCUGCGGAAUAUUCACUGCCUCAACCACGUGCUCCCAUUCCUCCAUGGAUAAGAAUCGCACAAAAUGCAUGGGAAAGCUUCGCGUCCAGGUGGAUGCUCUCAACAGGCUGCAACGGAGGAUUGAAAUGGCAGUUUCACGCAGAAAAUGCCGGAUGGUAUUACAAGAGCACGAUCUCCAACGGGUGUUUCUUUCAGCUGUCUGCACGCCUUGCGCGCUUCACCGGGAAUGAUACAUACCUUCACUGGGCAAAUCGAAUCUGGGACUGGAGUGAAGGAGUGGGUCUCAUCGAUGAUGCAUACAAUGUCUACGAUGGCACCGAUGAGCUCAUCAAUUGCUCAGCCAUUGACCAUCAUCAGUGGUCGUAUAAUGUUGGAGUCUACUUGUACGGCGCAGCCUCGUUGCAGAACUAUACUCGGUCUAGGCUAUGGCUCAAUCGAACCCUGGGAUUACUCGACUCGGUCAAUACCUUUGUCACCCCGUUCCCGAAUUCAACCAAUAUUAUAUUCGAAGCAGCAUGUGAACUGAAUAACAAGUGCAACACCGACCAACUUUCAAUGAAAGCUUACCUGGCGCGGUGGCUAGCUGCCACAUGUCUUGUGGCACCAUUCACAGCCCCACGGAUAGGAGAGAUUAUCCGGACAUCAGCUCAAGGUGCUGCAGCAAGCUGCACAGGAGGACCAUACAGCAAAACUUGCGGCUCAAAAUGGUUUACGCACAAAUGGGAUGGCACAUCUGGCCUGGGGCAACAGUUGGCAGCGAUGGAGGUGAUCUACGCUCUAUUGGUCAACGAAACAGAUCCCCCUGCAAACGACCUCACUGUCAAGAUUGAGCCUGCGCCGUCAGUUUCCUUGACCCCAACUGCCUCGGCUACCCCCCAUGGUACGGCCAGACCGUUGCAUGAUGCAGUUGAGCCACCUGCAAAGUACAAGAAUAAGAUUCACAGUUUUAUUGCGGCUGUUGUCACAGCAUUAGCGCUAUUCUAGGUGGGAUAUUUCAAGUCGGAUAGACUCCUCUUCUGUUGAUUGUAGUCAUCGGUGGA
Molecule: messenger RNA, 1442 nt
Organism: Exophiala mesophila
Lineage: Eukaryota; Fungi; Ascomycota; Eurotiomycetes; Chaetothyriales; Herpotrichiellaceae
Exons: 2
Coding region: 1-1386 (461 amino acids)
Biological process (GO): fungal-type cell wall biogenesis; carbohydrate catabolic process
Molecular function (GO): mannan endo-1,6-alpha-mannosidase activity
Source: RefSeq, a predicted model, not a curated record